This is a messenger RNA of Juglans microcarpa x Juglans regia, 1295 nucleotides long. Its product is annotated as CRIB domain-containing protein RIC10-like. Bases 524 to 1012 code for a protein of 162 amino acids. The transcript has 5 exons. The record is from RefSeq and is a predicted model, not a curated record. NCBI's taxonomy places the organism in Eukaryota, Viridiplantae, Streptophyta, Magnoliopsida, Fagales, Juglandaceae.
CACCCAAUUUAUCAUGCUCCUCUCUACUCCUUGUCUCGUCUUUCAAAGCCUUCUCUCACCCUUGGUUUUGGAGGUUUUCAUGGUUGCCCACCUUCUCUUCUCUUGCUCUAGGCCCUUCUAAGCGUGUCAGUCUUCCAUCCCCCCACCCCCCCCCCCCCCCCCCCCCCCCCCUCAAUUUCUGGGACUCCCAUCUCACCUUGUUUCUCAUCUUUUGUUUUAGUCUUUGUUGUUUCGCUUUUAUGGGCCUAUGAAUGCACCAACCCCUCCUUUCCGAUCUACAGGAAGUCUUUGUACCUGUUGUUCAAUCGCCAGGCAUGGUUUGUAGAAAGAUGAACUGUACUGACGCCCUGUAACAGUGGUUGUAGGUGGUGGAGAAGUUGCUUGGCCUUUCGAAUCUCUCCCACUUUAUCGUAAGCGUAAUCAUCUCGUCAAGGCAUUAGAACCAUCUCUCCACAUUUACUGGCGUUUGCUUCCCCAUUGUGUCAUUCCAUAAAGCGUCUGUUGCAUUGGUCUUGCUACCACCAUGUCGGCCAAGAUGAAAGGGAUUUACAAAAGUUUCAAAUACAUUUCCCAAAUUUUUGUUGUGAAGGAGCGUGAGAUGGAAAUUGGGUACCCAACAGAUGUUAAGCAUGUGGCACACAUCGGGUUGGAUGGCCCUUCUGGCAGUGCACCUAGUUGGAUGCAUGAAUACAAAACAGCAUCUGAGUUUUCAACAACAUCGCUUGGUAGCAUUGGUGAAUUUAGAGAUUCCUCUUCCAUGCCUCUUUCCGCUUGGUCCUCUGCGGGUAUGUAUGCAGAUUUUGAUCAUUCCAUGAGACACCAACCAGCAGGUGACAUGUUCAAAGACGUUCCGCCUACAGAUCUUCCUACUAACAUUCCCAAGAAACAGAAGCGAAAAAAGUCUAGGUCUACUCCUUCUCCCAAGUCUUCUUCGUCUAGAUCCUCACGAGCAGCGAAGUCGAAGCCUGCAUUCAAUGAUCAUAUGGAUGCAACAUCAAACCUACAAGUCUAGAACUGGCCGGUGUAAGAUUAUAAUAUUGAUGCAAGGGAAAGUUUUUCUAAAAAAUGUUGAUAUGAAUAGCAGAUCAAGUUGUGAAAUCCCCUUUUCUUACUCAUAUAAGUGUGCAUAGAUUGAAACUCCCAUCAGUUCUGCUGCUGCAAGUUUAGCUGAUUUGAAUGACAACUUCGAAAAGAAUUCGAAGGGAUGCUGUUUUUAUAGUUCUGAAAGGUACUUGAUGAUUAGAGUUUUUGUUUGACAACCUUGAAAAUUCUUUCUAAUUAAUUCUUUGCGAUGC